UGUUUACCUGUAUGUUCAGUUUGGCUAUAAAAUUAUCAGUGUUAGGUGUUUAAAUAUUGAAAAAAGUACGGUACUGUAUUGUCCAUAUUUUUGAAAGUAUAACUGUGAAUAUUCAAAUAAAGUUUUUAAUCAUGAAAUUGUUCGCUGUGAUCCUGACGAUAAUAAUAUGUGUUUCACCAGCAUGCAAGUCGGAAUCCACUACCGAUGAACAAAUUGUACCUGGGACAUACCCUUCACACGUUGUAAUAAAGCUGGCUUCUACAGACUUUUGCAUGUGCGAAGGCGUACUUUUGUCAAAAAAUUAUGUUCUUACUUCUGCGGGAUGUGUAAAAAAGUACAAAUCGAGCCUCAAAUACUUGGAAGUGGUAGCUGGUAUUAUCUCAACAAAGGAUAUUAAAUCGGAGAAAAAUGCACAAAUAAGACAAGUUACCGAUAUCGCCAUUAAUCCAGAAUGGUUCAGUUCAAAACAACAGUCUGGAGAUGUAGCCACUCUAAAGGUCUCUCCUUCGUUCGAUAUUAACAAAUAUGUUGAUAUUUCUGGAUAUGGAGGUGCAUUUACAACUAAUUCCAGCGUACGAUUAGUCGGAUACGGAGAUGGUGAAAAAUUAAUCCAAUCUAAACUGAGAGCAACUUCAGGUAAAGAAUGCGGUUUUGCGGUUGCGAACGCAACUGAUUCAAAUUCAAGCCCGGCAACAUUUUGUGGAAAAAUUAGCUACGAUGGAGAAUACGAAAAUACUUUUUAUGAUAGGACGUAUGCUGGAGCACCUGUAUUGUCAGAUGAUGCUGAUAAAAAUGUACGUGGUGUGAUGUCUGUUAACUACAAUUCCAUAACAAAUGUUGCACAUUAUGCAGACUGGAUUGAAGCAGCCACAAAAGUGUAAAUGACACUAGAAAUAUUCGAAUGGACUCAACUUAGUAAAAAUAACGCCCCUUAAUCGAUCCAAAUUUCAGCGAUUUUUUUGUCUUUUAUACCAGUUACAAAUAUAUACAAAUAUACAAGUAGUAUGAUUA
Molecule: messenger RNA, 1011 nt
Organism: Planococcus citri (citrus mealybug)
Lineage: Eukaryota; Metazoa; Arthropoda; Insecta; Hemiptera; Pseudococcidae
Exons: 7
Coding region: 132-881 (249 amino acids)
Biological process (GO): proteolysis
Molecular function (GO): serine-type endopeptidase activity
Source: RefSeq, a predicted model, not a curated record